This is a messenger RNA of Myodes glareolus (Bank vole), 4664 nucleotides long. The record is from RefSeq and is a predicted model, not a curated record. Lineage: Eukaryota; Metazoa; Chordata; Mammalia; Rodentia; Cricetidae.
CAGAAGCUCACUCGCCAAGGAGAGCAGCACAUAGGAAGGCAGGCCAGACCUCACAGCGUUGUGGGGUACAGCGUCCUCACUGGCAAGAAGCAAGCGGCAAGGGAAAGCUGAAGAGCCCGGAUGGACCACGACUUUGCACCUCCUCCUCCAGAGAUGCAGCCACACAGGGCUCCAGGUCCCAGAUCUUCUUUCUCCCGCAGCCACAUGCUGGGGCGCCACACCCACCAAAAGCUCACCAGAGAUGUGUCCCCCCUUAUCCCCGUCAUCAAGAAGACUGUCCACUUGAAUGCCUUCCCCCAAGGCAAUGUCCUACAGACUUCCAGUCAGCCAAGCCUUAGAUCCAGGGCCUGGAGUAUGUCCCAACAGGGUAGCCUAGGGCCCCUGAGCUCUCUGCCUCCCAAUAGCUUUACACCUAGGAAACUCAGCUCUAUUUCCUUAACGAUUCGCCAGAACGUCCAAACGCAGCCCCUGGAUGCCUCACUUUCUCAUUGGGAAGAAUUGCCCAAUUUGGGCAAGGAUGUACUCACCCAUGGAGAAGGGAGGUCGUCCACUUCAAGAUCACCACCCAUGGCCCCAGUGCCAAAGGUCAGGACCUCCUCUGAAGGCCAUGGGAACCCAGAUCUAACCAAACCCAACAGGACACCCUCAGGGGUUAAGCCCCUGGUGUCUUCACAUCUGGCUUUGCCAUUCCAAUCUCAGUACACUCAGAGUUCAGGCCCUGUGACUCAAGUCCAAACCAGAACCUCUCCAGGAAGAGGUAAGUCCAAGCCCAGGGGUAUUCCCAGAUCCCGAGCAUACCUCCAAAGGGCUACUCCCCCUCCUACAAAUUUGUCUGCUGUGGGCACAAAAUUAGAUAUAGCCAGAAAUUUAGGCACAAUGGCCAUCAACAGACCUGAGCUGGCUAUCAAUAUGUCCACACCAAACCCAUCCAGAAUGGUCAGAGACACUGAACUUCCUAUUCUGGGUGCCAAGAUGGGCAUGGCCGAUGACUUACCUAUAGCAUCCAAGGCAGGAAAAGCCACAGAUUCGGUGAUAGCAGACCCACCCAAACUAGGCACAGCCAUGAAUUUAGCUGUAGCAGGGACAACCAAGCCAGGCCAGGUUCUGAAUUUGGUAACUGCAGAUUCAGACAAGCUGGAAAAUGUCAUGGUUAUGACCAUGGAGGAUUCAGCCAUAGCUUUGGAAAUACCGGAUCAAAUUGAUCUGGGCAUAACCAGGUUGGACACAGCCAUGGCUUUGGCUGGAGUCAAUAUAGCCAAGCCGGACACAACUACAAAUUCUUCUGUGUUGGACACAAGCAGACUGGAAACAGCCAUGGAUUCGGUUGUGCUGGUCUGCCCAGUCACUGGUGAGACCAAGCUAGACAUUGUCAAUCACCUGACCAUCGCGGACGCUGCAACCUAUUCUCAAAUGCCAAGCAGAAGCACGGACCCAGGCCAGGACUAUGCCGCUGCGGAUGCUGCCACAGACAGUGCCACCGAAUCUACCUUGCAGGUCCUGGCCAGAGAACCCAAAGGGCUCCCAGAGGCCAGGACGGACACAGCUAUGUCAGAGCUGGUACCUGAGCCCAGGCCUAAGCCGGCGGUGCCCAUGAAGCCGGUCAGCAUCAACUCCAACCUACUAGGCUACAUCGGCAUCGACACCAUCAUCGAACAGAUGCGCAAGAAAACCAUGAAGACUGGUUUUGACUUCAACAUCAUGGUCGUUGGCCAGAGUGGACUGGGCAAGUCAACGCUGGUCAACACGCUCUUCAAGUCCCAAGUGAGCCGAAAGGCCUCCAGCUGGAACCGGGAGGAGAAGAUCCCUAAGACAGUAGAGAUCAAAGCGAUUGGGCAUGUGAUAGAGGAAGGUGGUGUCAAAAUGAAGCUGACAGUCAUUGACACGCCCGGCUUCGGGGACCAGAUCAACAAUGAAAACUGCUGGGAGCCCAUUGAGAAAUACAUCAAUGAACAGUAUGAGAAGUUCCUGAAGGAAGAGGUGAACAUCGCCAGGAAGAAACGCAUCCCCGACACUCGUGUCCACUGCUGCCUUUACUUCAUCUCCCCCACAGGACACUCCUUACGACCGCUUGAUCUUGAGUUCAUGAAACACCUCAGCAAAGUGGUGAACAUCAUCCCGGUCAUUGCCAAGGCUGACACCAUGACCCUGGAGGAGAAGUCUGAAUUCAAGCAGAGGGUUCGCAAAGAACUUGAAGUAAACGGCAUUGAGUUCUACCCUCAGAAAGAGUUUGAUGAGGACUUGGAGGACAAGACAGAGAAUGACAAAAUCAGGGAGAGCAUGCCCUUCGCUGUGGUGGGGAGUGACAAGGAGUACCAAGUGAAUGGCAAGAGGGUCCUCGGCAGAAAAACUCCAUGGGGGAUCAUUGAAGUGGAAAACCUCAACCACUGUGAGUUUGCCCUGCUUCGAGACUUCGUCAUCAGGACUCACCUCCAGGACCUCAAAGAAGUCACCCACAACAUCCACUAUGAGACUUACAGGGCCAAGAGGCUCAAUGACAAUGGAGGCCUCCCUCCGAGGACCCAGGUUCGGUUCCCAGUACCUACCUGGCAGCUCACGACCGCCCUGAGUGACUCCAGCUGCAGAGGAUCAGACGCCCUCCUUUAACCUCCACAAGCAUGGCAUAUAGAUACAUACAUGGAGACGAACUCUUCUAUGCAUAAGAUAAAAAUCAAUAAAUAUUAAAAAAAAUAAAGUCACAAGUAAAAGCAUGGGACAAUGCACACUGAGAUGGCAAGAGAAAUCAGAGCUAUAGGGAAGAGAGGCGCCAGUUUCUGCUGCUGAGCACUGAAAUUUGCCCUGAACUCUGGAGUAGCCUAGGGAAAAAGGGGAACUUGGGAACUUGGGCUGCCUGCUCCGUGUUCUGUUCCAGGAAGCACACAUACUGGUCAAGUGAGGCAACUUUUGGGUGGAGGACAUGUCAUUUCCAAACUAAUUCUGAAGCAUCAGAAACAAUAUACAGAAUUUCCUAGGGACCCAGGGCUUCGGAGACAAAUUCUAGGACACAGUUUCCUUUCCCUAGAACGAACUUCUCUGUUAAGCUGGCUUUUCUGUGGCUUCCUCUCGUGUAAACCUCACUCGCUAUUUCUGUUCUCAUUUGUCUGUCUUCCUUUGCUUCUCCCCUCUUCCCCUGACCCAAUUUCCCCGUCUUCCGAUCCCAUAGAUACUCCCAGGAACAUCCACAACCAUACAUUUAGCCUUCUCUUGCCUUUUCCCGGAGCCCUGUAGUUAUGCGCAUGUCCACUGCUCCUUGCACACUCAAGUGAUUCUUCUUCCCGUGGCUUCUAAGGCUGCUUUAAGGAAAACAGUUUAGCCUUAGGAAAGGAAGAGACGAGGGAUUCUGUUUACCAUUGCUCUUCUGCACUAUCCCAUCUCCUGGUCCAGCCUGGGUAUUUAACUGGUCCUCACUGAAUGCCACCAUUUAUCGUCACAGUCCUUUAUCACGCAGGCGCUAGGAGAAACAAAAGAGAUGGAUCCCAUGAUUCAGUGGACCACGUGAAGGAGGAGGGAAUGAUCAGAUCAUGUGACCCCAGUCCUACCUGUCUAGCCCUCAUUCCUCAUCUCAUUUCCCUGCAAGUUACUCCGAAGUAGGCAUCUGUCAGGCUAGAGUGGGAGCAGUGUUCUAGCGCUCCCUGGCUACUCCAGCGAGGUCACCUCGGGCCAGCAGGGAUCAGGAGGGUGGGCAUUGGAUAGUUGGAUAGGCGAAGUAAUAGAAUGGUGCCUGACCCCUCGUUAAGCUAUGGAUGGUUUCACUCUCCCUGGAGAAGCUGUUUUGAUGUGCUUGCUGCAAACUGCUGGUCUCCACACCCUCAACCGUUCUCAACUCCCCUUGCAGGGAGAAGGCCUCCUGGGCACUGCCCUUCCACCUGUGCCAGCUACCCCCUGUCCCACGGCUGAAUGAAGGCCAUUUCAAGCGCUGCUUCUCCCUCAUUCCUUCCAGCUGCUGCUCUUGCUGCAGGGCCAAGCCCCCUUUAAUGCUGUGCUUGUCCAGCCCGCCACCACAACCCCUCUCAGCCCUCAGCAGGUGGGCGGGGCCGGCUGCCUCUUUAGGACCAGUAGCUUCCUCCAUUUAGCCAAACGGCUCCUCUCCUCCUACUGGAACGAAGUUCCUGCCAGCCAGCAUUACCCUGCACCAUCGUCUGUCAGCAGCCCCAGCCCAUGUGUAGAGAGAAGGAACUCACUGAGAGCUUCUCCUGCCCUUGCAAGCCCAUUCCAGCGACUUGUAACCAUCUCCAAGGGACCCGGCAUUGCUCCCUAGCCAUUCAUCUGCAUGAGUACUCUUCUUGGCUCCCUUAAAUGGUCAAGAAAGCAAUUUUUCUGCUUGUCAGUCAUUGAGGUCAGCUGUGUGAGCCCCCAUGUGGGACAAGGGUGUCUCCUUCAUUGCUUAAAGGUAUAAGGGUGAUUCAUUACAGAGAUUGGGGAGCAAGAGGGCUAGCGUCACUUAAAUCACCACUGGUGUCUGGCCCAGUGUGUGUAUAUGUGUGUGUGUGUGCGUGUGUGUGUGUAGACAACCUCUUUACCCCCAAAAUGUGGCCAUUUGGGAAGUGGUUUUCCUGAAAAGAAGUUGCUGAGUUUGAUUUCCUUAUCCCCAAACAACAACAAGGGAAAAAAAGUGAAUUAAACACACCUUGAGCCACCCCAAACCCACAAACUAUACACUCUAGGCA